This is a messenger RNA of Gastrolobium bilobum, 1802 nucleotides long. RefSeq names its product scarecrow-like protein 21. Gene Ontology annotation, molecular function: DNA-binding transcription factor activity; sequence-specific DNA binding. Bases 1 to 1638 code for a protein of 545 amino acids. The transcript has a single exon. NCBI's taxonomy places the organism in Eukaryota, Viridiplantae, Streptophyta, Magnoliopsida, Fabales, Fabaceae. Gene Ontology annotation, biological process: regulation of DNA-templated transcription. The record is from RefSeq and is a predicted model, not a curated record. Gene Ontology annotation, cellular component: nucleus.
AUGCAAACGUCUCAGAAACAUAAAAUGUCCUUUGGCUCUGGCUUGUUCAGCACGGAGCCAGAGCAAAAUUUGGAGUAUUGUUGCUUUCUGCCAAGUGAGAACCUAGAAAACUACUCAUCCUCUGAUAACAGUAGCCAUGCAACCUACCCUUCUUUUCAUACUUUAGAACAAUAUUCCACCCUUGAAUCUUCUACAAACAACAGUUUCCCUUACCAACAUUCUCCAUCUACUGUCAGUUUCUCACCUUACAAUAGCCCAGUCUCAAAGCUCCAAUCAAAAUCAUGUGUGUUGAGGUCACAGCAUUCUCUUGAAAUUAUUAGUGAUUCACUAGAAAAUGAAUCUAGUUUGACACAUGACCACGAUGAACUGAUGCACAAGAUAAGGGAGCUCGAAAGUGCUAUGCUGGGACUUGAUGCAGAUGUUCUGGACAUAUAUGAUCCUGUAACUCCACGUGAAUCUGAUUCAUUCUUGUUAGAGGCUGAGAAGUGCAAGAAAAUGAAGGAGAUGAUAUCUAGAGGGGAUUUGAAAGAGAUGCUUUGUACUUGUGCAAAAGCAAUGGCAGUGAAUGAUAUGGAGACAACCGACCGGUUGAUGUCGGAGUUGCCUAAAAUGGUGUCGGUUACUGGCAACCCAAUCCAACGAUUGGGUGCAUAUAUGUUGGAGGCUCUUGUUGCAAGGUUGGCUUCUUCAGGAAGCACAAUCUACAAAGCCUUGAAAUGUAAAGAGCCUACUGGGAAUGAACUCCUUUCGUACAUGCAUGUACUUUAUGAAAUCUGCCCAUAUCUCAAAUUUGGGUACAUGUCAGCAAAUGGAGCAAUUGCUGAAGCCAUGAAAGAGGAAAGAAAAGUCCAUAUAAUCGAUUUUCAGAUUAACCAGGGAACCCAGUGGAUAAGCCUAAUUCAAGCUCUUGCUGGAAGACCAGGAGGAGCCCCAAAGAUUAGAAUAACAGGUGUUGAUGACUCUACUUCAGCUUAUGCUAGGGGUGGGGGGCUUGAUAUUGUUGGAGAAAGGUUAUCAAGACAUGCACAAUCAUAUAAUGUACCCUUUGAGUUCCAUGCUAUAGGAGCUGCUCCUACUGAGGUAGGACUUGAAGACCUUGAACUUCGACCUGGUGAAGCUAUUGCUGUGAAUUUUGCAAUGAUGCUGCAUCAUGUACCAGAUGAAAGUGUGGACAGUCAGAAUCAUCGAGACCGGUUGUUGAAAUUGGCAAAGUCCUUGUCUCCUAAGGUAGUGACACUGGUUGAGCAAGAAUCAAAUACCAACAACCUCCCAUUCUUCCCCCGUUUUGUUGAGACAAUGAAUUACUACUUGGCUGUUUUUGAAUCAAUUGAUGUUGCACUUCCAAGGGAGCACAGAGAAAGGAUUAAUGUGGAACAGCAUUGUUUGGCUCGAGAAGUUGUCAACUUAGUAGCAUGUGAAGGGGCAGAAAGAGUGGAACGUCAUGAGCUUCUGAAGAAGUGGAGAUCACGCUUCAUAAUGGCUGGAUUCACACCAUAUCCAUUGAGCCCCUUUAUUAAUUGUUCAAUAAAAAAUCUUCAGGAAAGCUACCAAGGACAUUACACUCUUGAAGAGAGAGAUGGUGCUCUAUAUCUUGGUUGGAUGAAUCAAGUUCUUAUUGCCUCUUGUUCUUGGAGGUGAUAAUCCAAUGACAACUGGUUCAUUUUUUUUUUUCUGCAGGCUUUCAGUUAGUUUAUGUAUUAUUCUUAUACUCUUUCCGUGAAUUCCUCAUUUCAUAGUCAAAUUACUCUUUGAUUUGUUAGAAAGCAUACUAGAUUUUAUGUCAAUAACACCAGUACCAGCAA